This is a messenger RNA of Candidula unifasciata, 968 nucleotides long. The record is from the annotation of a GenBank genome assembly. Lineage: Eukaryota; Metazoa; Mollusca; Gastropoda; Stylommatophora; Geomitridae.
GUUCACUCUCAACAAGUCAUGCCUGCCAAGCCAAAGAAUAUGCCUUUGAGAUGGCUUGCUCAAAUAUACGUUAUGGUGAGGGUGUGACCAAAGAAAUUGGAAUGGACUGUAAGAACUUUGGAGGCAAGCAUGUCUGUGUGAUGACAGAUCCCAAGCUGGCCAAACUCCAACCAGUGAAGACUACGCUGGAGUCGCUAGAGAGGCACCAGAUUAAUUACAAGCUCUAUGACAGAGUCCGGGUGGAGCCAUCCAAUCUAAGUUUAAAAGAGGCAAUAGACUUCUGUAAAGCCAACAAGUUUGAUGUGUUCGUGGCUGUUGGAGGUGGAUCGGUGAUGGACACCUGCAAGGCAGCAAAUCUCUACAGCAGUAACCCAGCGGCUGAGCUCCUGGACUAUGUUAAUGCACCAAUUGGCAAAGGACUUCCAGUGCGUCAUACUCUGAAACCACUUAUUGCAGUUGCUACAACAGCUGGAACUGGGAGUGAGACAACCGGAACUGCUGUUUUUGAUUACAAAGAAAUGAAAGCAAAAACAGGUAUCUCAAACAGGAACCUUCGACCCACUUUGGGCAUUCUAGAUCCUCUUCAUUUGGAGACCAUGCCAGAAAGGGUUGCAGCUUACUCAGGAAUCGAUGUUUUAUGCCAUGCUAUUGAGUCAUACACCGUGAUGCCUUACACUGAACGCCAGGGACAGGAAGACCCCAGCUUAAGGCCUGCCUAUCAGGGGAAUAAUCCAAUCAGUGACAUCUGGUCAUUGCAUGCGCUUAGAACUACUGCUAAAUACAUUAAAAGGGCCGUCUAUAACGCUGACGACAAGGAGGCUCGGUCACAGAUGUUGCUGGCCAGUUGUUUCGCUGGAAUUGGUUUUGGCAAUGCUGGCACACAUUUAUGCCAUGGCAUGUCCUACCCAAUCUCUGGUCUUGUCAAAAACUUCAAAUCCAAGGACUACUCUGAUGACCAUCCACUAGUG